UUGAUCAUACCAUUAACGAACGCAACUAAAAGAAGACGAGCGUCUCCUAUUGUCAUCUCAACUUACUACCAAGACAUCUGCCUCCAGAUAACAAUGCAUGUCCGCACGAUGAAGGCAUUGGUGAUAUUUGUGACUGCGUGUGUCGGAAACUGUGCAGCUAACCCUGUGGCUGCGAACGAUACGGGCGUAGAUGUAAAGGCCUUUAGAACCAGCAGAAUAAAACUUGGGGACAAGGAGGUGUUCACAGUCACCAAUGCGGAUGGAACACCUUUGGCAAUCAUUGAUGUUGUCCGAAGUGAGGGAUAUGAAAUCGAGCUAACUCCAGAUGGCAGAAAGUGUCGGAUAAGCCAGGUCCAAGACAAAAGUUCGUGUUUCGAAGAGGCGCCACUUACGGACGAUGAGCCGGUUUUGGCGCGUAUUUCUGACCGUUGCAAAGGCAGAGAGAUCGUGACCUUGAAGCCAAAGGAUUGCAAUGCAAAAUCCAGUCUCGAAAAAGAGGACUCCACUCGAGUAAAACGGGCUUGGUGCAAAACAUGGGGAACUCGUCAAGAUUGUGGCAUGGAGUGGUUUCUACGCUGGGUAUGCAACACAGUGCACUGUUGGAUUUGGUACCCCUGUUAAUGCCCCAACCACGGACGACAAGUUCUAACUGUCAGCUUAACGCUUACUUACAACUGUCUGAACUUUUAUAUGACAACUUGCUUCAGUUCGUAUAUUUAUACAUUGAUCUUUUUUUACAAUUAUUACUGUUUUCUAAAUAUUUAGUUUUUUUUCAGAAUUAUUUCAAUUGUUUUUUUUUACUCCUCUUUUAUAUUUUCUAUUCACUUAUGUUGGUGUAAACACAAUACUUUAUUUAUUAAUAACUUCUUAUAAACCUCAUAAAUCUACCGUAUUUCAUAAUACUUUAAUAUGAAUAUUAACACUGUUUUACAAUACUUUUUUUCUGAAUGAGCAGUUUGUCGUUAAAAUAUACAUUUUUUUUCAGAGAAUAUCUUCAUUUUUCAACAAUUUGAAUGAAAUAGUGCAUCUAAUAUCUUAAUUCAUAUUUGAUUUCGAUACUUUAUCGAUUUUAUAUAUUCACUUAAUUUCGUUAAAACAGAUAGCGCCUUCCCAUACAUUCUUGAAAAUUGUCAUAUAUCUGUAAAAAUAAUUCAUAAACAUGUAAUUGUAUGUUUUCCUUUUACUUUUUUGAUUUCUGUUGUUUUUUGUUGUUGUUAUAUUUACGCAUGUGUAUUUAUUUAUAUGCUUAAGUCGCAAUUAAACUAUUUGUUCUUGCUUCUCUUAUAAAGCAAACUGGCAAUAAAUUCUUA
Molecule: messenger RNA, 1310 nt
Organism: Dreissena polymorpha
Lineage: Eukaryota; Metazoa; Mollusca; Bivalvia; Myida; Dreissenidae
Exons: 6
Coding region: 94-621 (175 amino acids)
Source: RefSeq, a predicted model, not a curated record